Messenger RNA from Gossypium raimondii (Peruvian cotton), 576 nucleotides. RefSeq lists its product as uncharacterized. Gene Ontology annotation, molecular function: nucleic acid binding; RNA-DNA hybrid ribonuclease activity. The transcript has a single exon. The record is from RefSeq and is a predicted model, not a curated record. NCBI's taxonomy places the organism in Eukaryota, Viridiplantae, Streptophyta, Magnoliopsida, Malvales, Malvaceae. The coding region runs from base 1 to 576 and encodes 191 amino acids.
AUGUUGUAUCACACCACCCUCCUCAUCGCAAAGUUAGACACUUUGAAGUACAUUUUCAAGAAGCCAACAUUUUCAGGGAAAGUUACUCAUUGGCAAGUGGUUUUUUCCGAGUAUGACAUCAUCUACGUAUCCCAAAAAGCUAUAAAAGGAAACAUUGUUGCUAAAUUUCUAGCAGAUUGCACAAAAGAGGAGUACGAGCCCAUAAGUUUUAAUUUCCCAAAUGAAGAGAUCAUGUCAAUUUUGAAGUGCGAAGAAGAAAUUUUGAGGGUGUAUUUCGAUGGAGCAUCCAACAUGAUCAAGCAUGGGAUUGGGGUAGUACUAAUCUUCUCAAGUGGCCAGUACUUUCUCGCUACAGCUAAACUGAUGUUCACCUAUACGAACAAUGUAGCUGAAUACGAGGCAUGCAUUUUGGCACAUCAGAUCUCCAUUGAGAAAAAGAUUAGGGUUUUUAAUUUUUUUGGUGACGCAGUAUUAGUUGUUUACCAAUUAAGAGGAGAAUGGGAAACAAGGGAUUCCAAGCUGAUUCACCAUCAAACAUAUGUGCAUGGACUGAUUAAAGAGUUUGAUGAUGUUUAA